Spea bombifrons (plains spadefoot toad) is the source of this 2515-nucleotide messenger RNA. RefSeq names its product coenzyme Q10A (gene COQ10A). Gene Ontology annotation, molecular function: ubiquinone binding. Gene Ontology annotation, cellular component: mitochondrion. The record is from RefSeq and is a predicted model, not a curated record. Bases 170 to 913 code for a protein of 247 amino acids. NCBI's taxonomy places the organism in Eukaryota, Metazoa, Chordata, Amphibia, Anura, Pelobatidae. The transcript is spliced from 5 exons. Gene Ontology annotation, biological process: ubiquinone biosynthetic process; cellular respiration.
GAUGACGUAGGGACCUGUGACAGGGGUGAUCUGAACCGGCAUCUUCUCCGAGGUCAGACUGAGGAGUCCGGCCGACUAGAGUGUUCCUUCACAGUAGCAGCGACAUCACGCCUGCACCUAUUUAAAUCUAUCACUCUGUAGUUCUCCGGCUGGUCUCCACUUUGUUCCAAUGGCGGCAAUCUGCUCGAGCCGCCUCACCGGUUUGGGCGCGCGCUCACUCAGCGACGUCGUCGGGCUCGCGACAUUCCAGGGGCUCCGGGGCUGCAGGUCGCGAGCGCAUCGUCACCCAAUCAGACACCUGUCUUCCUGUGGCAUCCUCAUGACCAGAGCUUCAAGAGUAAUCCUUCAAAACAUCAGCGACCCUUGUGUUCUGCAUUGUCGAGGAUUCCUGGGCUUUACUGGGCCGCUGACCAACAAAAGGAAAGAAUACUCAGAGCGCAGAAUCAUUGGGUACUCCAUGCAGGAGAUGUACGAGGUUGUCUCCAAUGUAGAAGAGUACAAGCAGUUUGUGCCGUGGUGUAAAAAGUCCACUGUUAUCUCAAAACGCACAGGGUAUGCCAAAGCACAGUUGGAAGUUGGCUUUCCUCCGAUUAUGGAGAGAUAUACCUCCAUCCUCACACUCGUGCGCCCACACCUUGUUAAGGCUGUUUGUACUGAUGGACGUCUCUUUAAUCACCUGGAGACAAGUUGGCGCUUUAGCCCUGGAAUCCCUGGAUAUCCUCGCACCUGCACUGUAGAUUUCUCGAUAUCCUUUGAGUUUCGCUCCCUUUUGCAUUCCCAGCUUGCUACGGUUUUCUUUGAUGAGGUGGUGAAGCAAAUGGUUGCUGCGUUUGAGAGACGAGCAGGAAAGACCUUUGGACCGGAGACCCCGAUCCCUCGUGAGCUCAUGUUUCAUGAAAUACACCAGACGUGAUGGCCAGUUCAGUGCUGCAUGGUACAGGGACAGGCCGCAAAAGAACAUAAGUGCAAACAAACCCAGAAGUCCACACAGCCAGUAUGGAACAUGUACCUCCACAGCUUUGUGCACUCACUGGGACUUUUUUUUUUUUUUAAAGAAAUAUUUAUUUAAUUUCACAACUGAUUGUGCUGGAAUAUAUAUACGUCAUCAAUAUCCUCCAGUGACACAGGGCAUACGUUGGCAUGCUUCAUCGUAGCACAGCUGGUGCCUCCUGCGUGGCCGGAGCCACUUUUUAUGAGUGUUAUUUUUUUUUUAUUAUGUUUUUUUCUUAGGUGUAGGCCAUACUGAAUGUUGAGGAAAAGAGGGAAUUUUGUGGCCAUUCUCAUAUUGCAUGAUAGAGGACUGCUUUAUGGAGCACUGAGAGAGAGAGGGCUGUGCUUGGACCUUCUUACUAAUUUUAGCCCCUGUUUUUAAAGUGCUAUAAUUUUGUUUAUUUCUAGUCGCCUAUUUAGAUGUUUUCCUCCUCCUUUAUUGGUUUCUUGACAGAAAGAUGUUAGCAUGUCGGUCAGACCAAACUGAACUUGCAAGUAUGCAGUGAUAAGUCUUUCAGAUUGAAUGAGGUACUGGUAUAUGCCAAUAAAUUGUACCAUCUCCAUAGUCUAGGUACUUUCCAGAUAAAUAAUAGGUGCUGGUAUAGUGUAUUGUCUUAUUUUCUCGAUGCUUGUAGUUAGACAAGGUGUUGUGGAUAAACUCUUAGGGGGCCAGAUACAAAUCUGGAGUUGUGCUAAGAUACAGAGGAGUGAGUCUUUCCCGUAGGCUGAACACAUAAUAUAAUUAAAGGAGAAAGAUCCACUAUUACGAUGAAAAAUUCUAAUGAGUCGUUCCUCUGGAUCCUUGACAUUGCGCUAUUUUCUGGCUUUUGUAUGUGAAAAUCUUCAAAAUGAGAUCUGGCCUGUGUUUAUCUCAAAACGCCAGACCUGUUCUAAUAUCGUAAAUUACAAAAAAAGGAUGGCAAUCCUUUUAUAUUCUUAGUGAAAUAGUAUAUACUAAAGGCAUUUACACGUGCCAAAAUAGAUAUCGUACUAACGAGCACUCGGAUCCUUUAUGAGAAGAAAUGGAAUUCAAAGUUGUUAGAUGUAAAACUGUUUACAGACAAUGAAGUGCAAUACUGCCCCAUCCUUUUAUACUGCUGCUGUAUGACUUGCCAAUAGAUCACAAAAUGAAAAGAACUGAGUGUAAGUAAUGAUAUGGUCCCAGGGAACAUUAAGCCCCUCUUGCCACAUUGCAAAAAUCAUAUGGCAUCAAAGUGUGUAUCUUGUUUAAAGCAUUUGCUACAAAGUAUAAGCUGCAUCUUCUGUUGCCUUCUUACAGAUGGAAGGAGAGUCAGGGACCACUUUUCAAUAAACCCUUUUGCGGUGGGAAUACAGUAAGGAGGCCAACCAACCUAUCUCCUUAAAAACAUGUCUCUCUACCUCCUGCCUACAUAACAGUGCAGUUCUUUUCCUUUUUCAGCUUUAUCAAUGCAAUGUUUUUGUUGUGCUAAAACAGAGCUGUAAAAACAAACCAACAUGAAACAGGGACACCUAAUUAUCAAUAAACAAUUUGUAAAGGUGCAAA